This is a messenger RNA of Brassica rapa (field mustard), 1486 nucleotides long. Its product is annotated as terpenoid synthase 1-like. NCBI's taxonomy places the organism in Eukaryota, Viridiplantae, Streptophyta, Magnoliopsida, Brassicales, Brassicaceae. The record is from RefSeq and is a predicted model, not a curated record. Gene Ontology annotation, biological process: terpenoid biosynthetic process. Gene Ontology annotation, molecular function: terpene synthase activity; magnesium ion binding.
UGAGAGAUUCAAAGGGGGAAAUGGAAAUUUUAAGGAAUGUCUAAUCGAGGAUGCCAAGGGUAUGGUGAGCUUGUAUGAAGCCGCUCACUUGGGGACAACAGCAGAUUAUAUAUUGGACGAAGCUUUGAGCUUCACGACAAUAAAGUUAGAGUCAUUAGCUGAAACUGGAGCAAUUUCUUGUCAUAUCUCAACGCGUAUACGAAAUGCUCUUUGCAUGCCUCAGCAUUUUAAUGCCGAAAUGGUAUUCACAAGGGAAUACAUUUCAUUCUAUGAACAAGAAGAAUAUCACAACAAGAUGCUACUGAAAUUUGCUAAGCUCAAUUUCAAGUUCUUGCAGCUGAAUUGGAUUCAAGAACUGAAAACUUUCACCAAGUAUUUGCCGCUUAAUUUUAGCUAUAUAUCUUUUUUUGAGAAUAAUAACUAUACUAGCUAAAACAGUCAUUGUCGUUGUUCUACAGAUGGUGGAAGCAGUACGAUUUUGCAUCUAAACUCCCACCAUAUUUUAGGGAUAGGAUGCACGAGUGCUAUCUUUAUGGAUUAAUGAUAUAUUUCGAGCCCGAUACUCGCGAGGGAGAACUGCAGUUUUUAAAUUAAGCACGGUCUGGACCAUGAUUGACGACACAUGUGAUAGAUAUGGGUCUGUUUUGGAAGUUGCAGAUCUUGUUCAUUGCGUUGGAAGGUGGGCUCCAGAUUGCGCAGACAGUUUACCAGAAUAUAUGAAAACCGUUUUCAAGUUUGCUUGGAAUGUUUUCAAAGAGUGUGAAAGCGAGGGCAUAUCUGAAGAAGGCUUAUCAUUCAAUGUGCAAGGUUUACUUGAAGAGUUCAAGAUAUACUUAAGAGCCAACCUUUGCUUCGCGGAAUGGGCACACACAGACGUGGUGCCUACAUUUGAUGAAUACUUGGAGAUUGGAGGAGUCGAAGUCUCGAUGCAAGUAUCUAUAGCAGGCAGUUUGCUUGGGCUGGGAAAAACUGCUAGGGAAGAAGGUUAUAAGUGGUUAAAAUCCAGACCAAAAUACGUCGAGGCUCAGGCUAAAAGGGGUCGUCUGAUGAAUGACAUGCCCGGGUUCGAGGAUGAUAAGAGCAGAGGGUAUAACGCAAACGCCAUCAACUACUAUAUGAAGCAGUACGGGGUUACAGAAGAGGAAGCAUUUUCGGAGAUUCAGAACAUGGUUAGGGCCUUGGAUAAGAUUCUGAACGAGGAGUUCUUGAAAGAAUCAGCGACAGUUCCGCGCAAAAUCUUAAAACUUGCGGCUAAUUUUGGAAAAAUGGUAGUUUUUAGCUACAGAACAGGCGAAGAAUACACUAACCCAGACGGAAUAUUCAAAGAGCACAUCACCUCUUUGUUCGUCAAUCUUAUUCGCCUUUGAAAUAAGAAUUAGAAUAUUUGGUCUUCGUUUCAGUUGAAACAUCUAUGAACUUGGCAUCCAUGACAAUUUCCUGUUCUAUGAAUUGGCUAAUAAAGCUAGUAACGAGUUAUGGCACAAUA